Messenger RNA from Neolamprologus brichardi, 2989 nucleotides. Lineage: Eukaryota; Metazoa; Chordata; Actinopteri; Cichliformes; Cichlidae. The record is from RefSeq and is a predicted model, not a curated record.
GACAGACAACAACUACCCUCAGACAAGUUGGGGAGAGAGGAGCUCAGGAGCUCUCUUGGCUUUCAGAAUAAAACUUUGCCUUUAUCUCUUUGCUACAAAAAAAAGAAUAUAGAAAUACAUAGAAAUACCGUCACUACUUGCAGCCACUUGGAUCUGAUGCAGAAGAUUUCAUUUGAUGCCUGUGCACCAUUGUCCACAAGAAGGAUUUAUUUAUUCCAAUAGCCAUGGCAGAGAGAAGGCGAAUGAGUUACAGCGUCCACAGGGAGGUCCUGGAUGAAAAAGCAAUGGAUGAGAUGGGACAAAAGUCUGUAUCAAAAACAUCUCUGCGUGAGAAGGUCAAAAAGUCAGUAAGGUGUUCUGGCCACCGGAUGAAGAGCUGCCUGCUGGGUACUGUUCCUAUUUUGUCAUGGCUUCCCCGUUACCCCAUCAGAGAAAAUGCCUUGGGUGACCUGAUCUCUGGGAUAAGUGUGGGCAUCAUGCAGCUGCCACAGGGUAUGGCCUAUGCCUUGCUGGCUUCUGUUCCUCCAGUAUUUGGCCUGUACUCAUCCUUCUACCCAGUCCUUAUCUACUUCAUCUUUGGCACAUCCAAACACAUCUCAGUUGGAACAUAUGCAGUGAUGAGCGUGAUGAUAGGAGGAGUGACUGAGCGACUGGCCCCAGACUCAAACUUUAUGACAUGGGACAAUGUGACCAACACCAGUAUAAUUGACACAGUUGCCCGUGAUGAGGAAAGGGUCCGAGUGGCUGCAGCUGUCACAUUUAUAUCUGGGUUAUUUCAAAUUCUACUCGGUCUGGUCCAGUUUGGUUUUGUGGUAACCUACUUGUCUGAGCCACUAGUCCGAGGUUAUACCACAGGAGCUGCUAUCCAUGUCAUCGUGUCUCAGCUCAAAUACACCUUUGGCGUUAACCCUGUGAGACAUAAUGGACCUUUAUCCCUGAUAUAUACUGUAUUGGAGAUAUGCUAUCUCCUCCCAGAGUCAAACAUCGGCACUCUUGUGAUCAGUGUUAUUACCAUACUCGGCCUUAUCGCGGCUAAGGAGUUCAAUGCAUUUUUGGGCAAGAAAAUACCCGUUCCUAUACCCGUGGAGCUGAUUGCUAUCGUUAUAGCUACAGUUAUCGCAUGGCAAUUUAACCUGCAGCAGGAAUAUGGAGUGGAUGUAGUGGGAGUUAUUCCCUCAGGUCUCCAGCCACCUGUUUUCCCAGACACCUCUAUCUUUGGCCAAGUGAUCGGUGAUGGCUUUGCUCUGUCUGUGGUUGGCUACGGCAUCGCCAUCUCUCUGGGACGAAUCUUUGCCCUAAAAUAUGGAUACAAGGUUGACAGCAACCAGGAACUAAUUGCUCUGGGUCUGAGUAACUCCAUUGGAGGAAUUUUUCAGUGUUUUACUGUCAGCUGCUCCAUGUCUCGCACUAUGGUUCAGGAAAGUGCAGGGGGCAAAACUCAGGUCGCUGGGGCUCUGUCAGCAGUAGUGAUCCUUUUUAUCACGUUGUGGAUUGGAUCACUCUUUGAAGAUCUGCCCAAGGCGGUCUUGGCUGCCAUCAUCCAUGUCAACCUCCAUAGCAUGAUGAAGCAGUUCUUGGACAUCCCUGCUUUGUGGAAAACCAACAGAGUGGAUAUGCUGGUCUGGGUGGCCACCUUCAUCCUCACCUUGCUGUUAAACCCUGACAUAGGACUGGCUGCAUCCAUUGGUUUCUCCUUGCUUACUGUCAUCUUCAGGACACAGCUACCUAAAUAUUCCAUACUAGGGCAGGUCCCUGAAACUGACAUUUACAAGCCACUGGACGAAUACCAUCAGGUGAGGCGAGUGCCAGGGAUUUUGAUCUUCCGUUCCUCUGCCACCCUCUACUUUGCCAAUGCAGAGAUGUACCAGGAAGCCUUGAACUCAAAGGUGAGAACACAGAUAUCCUAAACCGAAGCUUCAAACCAAAUCUUAAUCCUAAAAAAAGUUUUUUUUAAAAAAGUGACAAGAAAAUGUCUUUUAAAAACAUCAUUACUCUUAAAUUCUCACAAAGAGCACAAAUUAACUUACAACAGGGAGCCAAACAUGGAGGAGCAGAACCAUGUGUCUGUCAUUGAAGUAGAUGCUGAGCGGGACCCCUCACUCCCAAGAGCCAUUGUUCUCGACCUUGGCCCUGUCAACUUCCUGGACACCGUGGGGGUCAAGACACUACGAAGUAUUCGGAGAGACUACGGAGAAAUUGGAGUGGAGGUGUUUCUUGCUGGUUGCCAAAGCGGUGUGGUGGAUAACCUUCAGACCGCAGGUUUCUUUAAUGACAAAGUAACAAAGUCUUGUCUCUUCACCACCGUCCACGACGCCGUUCUGUACUGUCAGUCUGCCAUAACACAGAGCCAAAGCAUGGAAUAUAAGGAGAUUGCUGCAACAUAUUUUUGAGUCCACAGAGGAAACAAUAUGAUAUUAUAAAGAAGUGACAGACACUCUGUCUGUUGGAGGAGUUACCCAUGGAGCUUCAGAACUGAAUCUACCUUCUGUCUCAAACACAGAGACGUUUACACACAGUACAACAAACAUAGUACACAUCAUGUGUAUGCAUAUGCACAGCUAUCUGUUAUAUAGCUUAUAGCCAUAUAUUAUAUGGCUAUAAGACUUUGUAUGUAAUAGAAGUCACUGUGAUAAGCUUCACUUUUCUGAUCAAUAUUAUAUGCAAUUUUUUUUAAACCUUUAAGUGCAUUAGAUUAAUUUAAUUUCACAUUAUCUGUAAAAGUAUACUAUCCUUCCAGUAUGUGCGCAUCCAUAUAGGUAAUGGUCUGCAUAUUAUAUGGUGCUCUGUGUAUAGACGUAUAGACUCUAAUCAAUCAAUCAGUCAAUCAAAUAAUAUGUAUAGAUUAUUUUUCUCCUGUGUAAUUUUUAGACGAACCUUGUGUGUGUUUUUUGGUUUUGUUUGUGUUGUGUUAGUGUUUUGUUUAGUUUUUUACUGUUAAUCAUUACAUAAAUGCUUGCCAUGAUAGAUUAUUUAUGAAGCAAGUGUUCGU